Molecule: messenger RNA, 681 nt
Organism: Aureobasidium melanogenum CBS 110374
Lineage: Eukaryota; Fungi; Ascomycota; Dothideomycetes; Dothideales; Saccotheciaceae
Exons: 3
Coding region: 1-681 (226 amino acids)
Source: RefSeq, a predicted model, not a curated record
AUGACUCCAGUCGCAUUUACACGUACUCUAUUUGCCCUGUUUGCUUCAUGUCUGAUCGCUCUGGUUCAGUCUCAUACACAUCUUGUUUGGAUUGUUGGGCUCAGGGAAGGUCAGACCAUCGAAAAACAUCUUGACUUGGUAGGCCGCUCGAUCCCCAUCAGAGAACACAGGCCAGAGAUCAAUGGAUACACCGCUUCCGUUUCAGAUGAUGAUAGCGACCUUCCCAAAGCCAUCCGUAGUGAUGAUCAAGUUGGCUUUGUGGUCAAAAUGCCAGAAGACUAUUUUCGCAAGACCGAGAAGUUUAUCCAAGAUGGUUGGAAUGAGGAUGACGAUGAUCUAUAUGAGCAUAUGACAAGACCCGAUCACCACUGGCAUAAUCUACAAGGCAACGAUCCCGAGAUACGAGUUAGUGACGAGGGCGGAAUCAAGGUGUAUCUGGAAUGGUACGUAAGACUUGAAGAUGGAUAUGAUUUCGACGAGCACGUGUAUCGCAUUAUGGAACGCGAUCCUCUACCCUUUCGAUUUAGUCGCAGUAGCUAUGUCAACAGCUAUAGCGUAAGCUUUGCCGACGAAGAGCAGGAAAAGAAGUUUUGUCCUCUGAUUCAAGCUGAUCCUCGUGUGGAAUCAUUUGGACCUGUUCGCGGCUAUGCAAUGAACGAUGAGAUUCACGAUGAACUAUAA